Vespa crabro (European hornet) is the source of this 12725-nucleotide messenger RNA. RefSeq names its product voltage-dependent T-type calcium channel subunit alpha-1G (gene Ca-alpha1T). The transcript has 37 exons. Gene Ontology annotation, cellular component: plasma membrane; voltage-gated calcium channel complex; neuron projection. Gene Ontology annotation, biological process: neuronal action potential; calcium ion import; calcium ion transmembrane transport. Bases 365 to 8260 code for a protein of 2631 amino acids. Lineage: Eukaryota; Metazoa; Arthropoda; Insecta; Hymenoptera; Vespidae. Gene Ontology annotation, molecular function: voltage-gated sodium channel activity; low voltage-gated calcium channel activity. The record is from RefSeq and is a predicted model, not a curated record.
UCUCUCUCCCCUCCGUUCUCCUUUUUUCUCUUCCUCUCUUUUUCGAGGGGACGAAGGAUCGACGCGAGAGAAGAGGAAGAGGAAGAAGAGGAACGUGGUCCGUCCUCGAUGGCCACUCUGGCGACCAUUCUUGUCGCUCUUGAGGGCGAUCGUGUUAUUACCAUCGAAGAGGGCUGCUUAUUGCGACGUCUCGCGUCUGUCGAUGAAGAAAGCGUAAACGAGUCGUAGACGAGAUCGAGCUACGACGACGAAAAAAAGCUGAUCGAGGUCGUCUCGGCGCUCUUGACGGCGUCUUUUGAGAGGACACAAAGCAGCUGAGGAAGAAAGGGGAGGAGAGAGAGAGAGAGAGAGAGAGAGAGAGAAAAUGUCCACGCAUUAUCCACAAGGAUAUCGGUAUCGUUCGCCGACGAAGGCUACGAGUGGCGAGCAAGGAUCGGAUAGCGAUGUGGCGGAACUAAGCGAUCUGGAGGACGACGAGGACGAAGACGGAGCUCAUGCUACGACCGAUCGUCGACCGGUCGUCGGCCGGGAAACGAACGAGCUCGAGGAUGUCGAGAUCGACGAGCGACUACGUAGAUUAAAUGAAGAUCGUCGAGUACAUGACAUGGAUGAUGACGAGGUGGACGACGACGAGAACGACGAUGACGACGACGACGACGACGACGAUGACGACGACGACGACGACGACGAUGACGAUGACGAUGACGACGAUGACGACGAGGAGGAAGAAGACGGCGACGAGCUACCCUAUCCAGGUUUCGUGCCCGUUGCUCUUCGUUAUCUCGAGCAGACUACACGACCGCGCAACUGGUGUCUCGCGCUCAUCACCAAUCCGUGGUUCGAAAGAGUGAGCAUGAUGGUGAUCCUUUUGAACUGCAUAACGCUAGGAAUGUACCAGCCUUGCGUGGAUGACCAAUGCGUGACGAAUAGGUGCAAGAUAUUGCAGAUGUUCGACGAUAUAAUCUUCGCCUUUUUCUCCUUGGAAAUGACGAUAAAGAUGGUGGCGAUGGGUAUAUACGGUAAAGGGACUUAUCUCGCUGACUCCUGGAAUAGAUUAGAUUUCUUUAUAGUAGCAGCCGGCGCACUAGAAUACUGCCUAAACGUGGAGAACAUGAAUCUAUCGGCGAUACGGACGAUAAGGGUUCUAAGGCCAUUACGAGCGAUCAACAGAAUACCGAGUAUGCGAAUUCUCGUGAUGCUGCUGCUCGACACUCUUCCGAUGCUAGGCAACGUCCUCCUCUUGUGCUUCUUCGUAUUUUUCAUAUUCGGCAUCGUCGGCGUUCAGCUCUGGGAGGGAAUCCUGCGUCAACGUUGCUUCCUGAAGGCUCUUCCUAACGUCAAGUAUCCCGAGUUACUCUCGGACGAGUACUCGGUUCGAUCACGCAUUUACGACCUGGAGAAGUACUUCGAGUAUCAGGGUCAGGACUACAUUUGUUCGCGUCCCGACGACAGCGGUAUGCACUCUUGCAGCAACUUGCCGCCGCUAAAGUUUGGAAGUGUGGUGUGCAAUAGUACAGCUUUACCGAACAACAAUACGACGUUUAUCAGCAACGACACCUGCGUUAACUGGAAUCACUAUUAUACCGAGUGCAAGGGUCAGGGCAAUAAUCCUUUUCAAGGCACAAUUUCGUUCGAUAAUAUCGGCUUGGCCUGGGUAGCCAUAUUUCUCGUGAUCAGUCUGGAAGGAUGGACGGAUAUAAUGUACUACGUGCAGGACGCUCAUUCUUUUUGGGAUUGGAUAUAUUUUGUCCUCUUGAUCGUCAUCGGCUCCUUUUUUAUGAUCAAUCUUUGCCUGGUCGUGAUAGCGACGCAAUUUUCCGAGACGAAGAAACGGGAGAUGGAAAGAAUGAGAUUAGAGCGCGCUCGGUUUCAUUCGACUUCGACUCUGGCUUCGUCUACGAAUACAUCCGAACCAACUACCUGUUACGCCGAAAUUGUCAAAUACAUAGCUCAUCUUUGGCGAAGAAGUAAAAGAAGACUAAUGAAGAGGUACAGAUUGUGGAAGUACAGAAGGCAGCAGAAACGCGAGCAAAAUUUGCUUAAGGAACAACAACAAGGUCAGCCGUUCCGGUCGGCUCCCAGCGGAGCAGGCUCGAACAGAACAGCAGCCGGUGACAGAAAAAUUCAUCACGGAAGGUGCCCUCGACUAUUGGCAGCAUUAGAGUACGCGGAGCAGCAGCAGCAGCAGCAGCAACAGCAGCAGCAGCAGCAGCAGCAGCAGCAAUCAUCCGGGAUUUGCGGUAGUGUCGGAGAGUUUGCAACGAAUGGGCCGGCCUCCCAGCCUGGUAUUACCAGUGGCGUUUCUAGUAACGGCACUGGUAACGGAAACAUGGGUAUCGCUCCGCGCGCGAGUCCUGAAGUUUCCGAGGCUGAAAUGUCGAGCAAUUCGUACAAUCGGCCGGGAUUAUAUCGCGCCGCCUCCGUCUCCUGUAACGGCAGCGACAAUAUCAUUUCCAACGCGACCGACACGAAUAACGCGUUGCUGAGCCCACCGUGUACUCACUACCGACGAAGGAGCAGCGUUAUGUUCAGCGACGUGGUCUUGCUACACGGUAGCAAUAGCGUUGGGAGCACGAUGCAAUCUGGUACCACGGUCGCUCCCACUGAGCGUAACGUUUGUUCGAGCGAAAAAAUGACGCAAACCGGUGACGGCAAUGUUUGGUCUAGCCCGCUGUCCGACCAUGCACAGAUACAAGUAGAAUUGGGUACGAAUGAAGCAAUGACGUGUCAAGAAUUAUUGGCACUCAGUGGAGCUCUCAGCGCUGCCUUGCCAACCGGUCAAUUGGCGCUCGACUCUUUUUUAAAUUCCCUUACGAAAGGUAUCACGGAACGGCACAUUAUUUUGGAGGAUCGUGCACAAUGGUUGUCUUCCGAUUUGGAAAAUUGUUCGUGUUGCUGCGACGCGCAAAGCGGCCUCGAUCAUUGGCCGGAGAACGGCGAAAGAUGGCGAAGGUUCUCGAGAACUCGAAGGUUCUUCAGGACUAUCGGAAAUCGUUGCAUCAGCGGAUUACGUUGCAUAAGACGUUGGAUCAAGAAGCUCGUCGAACACAAGUAUUUUCAACAGGGUAUACUCUUGGCGAUUCUAAUAAACACACUGAGCAUGGGUAUCGAGUAUCACAAUCAGCCGGAGCAAUUGACUGUGCUCGUCGAGAUAAGCAACAUCGUCUUCUCUGCCAUCUUCGCCGUCGAGAUGCUACUCAAGGUAAUAGCCGAGGGCCCGUUCGGCUACAUCAGCAACGGCUUCAACGUCUUCGACGGCAUCGUCGUGAUCCUUAGCAUAGUGGAGCUGUGUCAAUCCUUCGUGGAGGAACGAGGCGGAAGUUCCGGCCUGAGCGUCCUUAGAACCUUCCGUUUGCUGAGGAUUCUGAAGUUGGUUCGCUUCCUGCCAAACUUGAGACGUCAGCUUUUCGUCAUGCUACGUACCAUGGAUAACGUUGCCGUAUUCUUUUCCCUUUUAGUACUUUUCAUCUUUAUAUUCAGCAUCCUAGGAAUGUACCUGUUCGGGGGUAAGUUUUGCAUGUGGGCGGACCGGAGUCGGCCCUGCACCUGUGCCGAGGUGGUCUCACGGCACCCGAUGUGUCGCUGUGAUCGCAAACAUUUCAACGACAUCGUCUGGGCCCUUGUCACGGUCUUUCAGAUAUUAACGCAAGAAGAUUGGAACGUGGUGCUUUUCAACGGUAUGCAAAAGACAUCCCACUGGGCUGCCCUCUACUUCGUCGCUCUGAUGACAUUUGGAAAUUACGUUCUCUUCAACCUUCUCGUCGCCAUUCUCGUCGAGGGCUUCUCUUCGGAGAGAAACGAGAGGAGGGAACGAGAGCAAAGGGAGAUGGCCAAGUUGGCAGCAAAGGAGGCAGGAAUGGGCAGCGAGGAAGGAUCCUCGAGGGUAUCGAGGUCUCACUCGAUCACCGACAGCGACACGUAUACACAGGAACGAAAGAACUCGUGGCAAAGCGCGGAGGAGCUUAGAAAGUACAAGGACAAUAGUUGUCGGGAAAAGCAGAACAGUAGUUGGAGGCAUCGCAUGGACGAGCCAAAGUGCAACAUUCAAAAGGAAAACAAGAUGAUGAGCGCCGUUGGUCAGCCACCGAUAAUCACACACACAGCCGCCACGCCUCAAGACUCGCCAAACACGACGCUCGACGUUGGUUACAGAGACCUUAAUUAUCGUGCGGUUUUUCCAACGGCUGCCCUCUCCUUUGAGUCGAUAGACCGGACCGGUAGUCAAUGUAGCAUACCGUCUGGAUUGUUAAAGUUGCCGGACAAUGGUAGCAAGUUUUCGACCAACAAUUUGAUAGCCGGACAAUUUCCCAGACGAAUAAGCCUCGUUACCGCGGUGGUAAAUCCUUCCUCGAGAGAAUUCUCAAACUCCAGUCCACCGAGAAUACAGAGAGGAUACUCGUGGCGUUUGUCUCGGCCAUCUUUGCGAAGGAAACGUUGGUCCCAAAGCGACGAGGAGCAAGCCAGUCGAACGAUCGUUUUGAACAAUGGCAGAAGUGCCUUCGGCGGUUCCAAUUACACCUUCAACGGUGGUUACCUGCACGGCUCGAUAAGAAACGACACGCAAUGCGACGCGCCCAAUAAUCGAACGACCGUCCUAACGAGCAAUAAUCGCAGCCUCAGCCCCAACAAUUCCAUCGAAAGCCACGGUUCAUCGAUGCGCCGUUACACGGCCACGCCUAACCAGAUGCGAUGGAUCGGCGAACUCUCGCGAAGGAACUCCUUAAGAGGAUACGAAAACGUUCAAGGUGCUGGUAGAAAGGGUAUGGUGUCGGAGGAGGUGCCAUGCUCGACGCCUCGAACGAUAAACAAUUUAUCGAUGGAAACAGGAGCACUGCCGAGAAUUAAGCCUCUUUCGGAUCAGGAGGACGAUCAUUCGCGUACGGACGAUCAGACGCCUCCUUCGAACGGCCACGGUAGCGCGAGCAGCGUCGAGAGGAUCAAGAAAAUAUUUAUGUUCUUCGAGCCAAAGGGUUGUCUCAAGGAACGCGACGAUUACGCGCUGUAUAUAUUUUCGCCUAAUAACAGAUUUCGAGCUUUCUGCCGUUGGUUCGUCGAUCAAAAGUGGUUCGACAACGCGAUUCUCUUCUUUAUCGGCUUGAACUGCAUCACUCUGGCGAUGGAGAGACCGAACAUACCGUCGCACAGUCGCGAGAGACUCUUCCUCAUGACCGCCAAUUACAUCUUCACCGCGGUAUUCGCCGUCGAGAUGUUUAUCAAGGUCGUAGCAACGGGUAUGCUUUAUGGUUCGGACGCUUACUUCACGUCGGGCUGGAAUAUCAUGGACGGAUCCCUAGUCACCAUAUCUAUCGUCGAUUUAAUGAUGUCCUUGAUUUCUUCCAGUAGUCCGAGAAUAUUUGGAAUUUUGAGGGUUUUUCGUUUGUUGAGAUCGUUGAGGCCAUUAAGAGUGAUCAAUCGUGCUCCGGGAUUAAAGUUGGUCGUACAAACGUUGCUGUCAUCUUUACGACCGAUCGGCAAUAUCGUUUUGAUAUGUUGUACCUUCUUCGUGAUAUUCGGAAUUUUGGGCGUACAAUUGUUCAAGGGUGCGUUUUAUUAUUGCGACGGUCCAGAUAUAAAAAAUGUUCGCAAUAAAACGGAUUGCCUGGCGGAUAAGCGAAACGUAUGGCUCAACAGGAAAUAUAAUUUCGACGAUCUCGGUAAGGCGCUCAUGUCUUUGUUCGUUUUGUCAUCGCGAGACGGUUGGGUCAACAUCAUGUAUACCGGAUUGGACGCGGUUGGCGUGGAUCAACAGCCGAUCGAGAAUUAUUCGGAAUGGCGUUUGUUAUACUUUAUCGCGUUCAUCCUUUUGGUCGGAUUCUUCGUCCUGAACAUGUUCGUCGGUGUCGUCGUUGAGAACUUUCAUAGAUGUCGAGAGGAACAAGAGAAGGAGGAACGAGCAAGGAGGGCAGAGAAGAGGGCUCAGCAAAUGGAGAAGAAACGACGAAAAAUGCACGAGCCACCGUACUAUACGAAUUAUUCGAAAACGCGGCUUUUCAUUCACAACGUCGUAACAUCCAAGUAUUUCGAUUUGGCGAUAGCUGCCGUAAUCGGCUUGAACGUCGUCACGAUGGCUAUGGAGUUUUACAUGAUGCCGAAGGCACUCACCUAUGCCCUCAAGAUAUUCAAUUACUUUUUCACCGCCGUUUUCAUUCUGGAGUCGCUCAUGAAGUUGUUGGCCCUUGGUAUACAUCUUUAUCUGAAGGACAAAUGGAACCAAUUGGACGUAGGGAUCGUUAUAUUAUCAGUAGUCGGCAUCGUUUUGGAGGAAGUCGAGUCGAAGAUCAUACCCAUCAAUCCUACCAUCAUUCGCGUUAUGCGAGUUCUCCGUAUAGCCAGAGUAUUGAAACUUUUAAAAAUGGCCAAAGGUAUACGCGCCCUCUUAGACACGGUAAUGCAGGCGUUACCGCAAGUUGGCAACUUGGGUCUGCUCUUUUUCUUACUGUUCUUUAUAUUCGCGGCCCUGGGAGUGGAACUAUUUGGCCGAUUAGAGUGCAGCGACGAAACACCUUGCCAAGGCCUCGGCGAGCACGCGCAUUUCAGUAACUUUGGUAUGGCCUUCCUUACCCUCUUUCGCGUAGCUACCGGUGACAAUUGGAACGGCAUCAUGAAGGAUACGCUUAGGGAUGAUUGCGACGAGGCGACGGAUUGCGUGAAAAAUUGUUGCGUUAGCACUAUCAUCGCCCCUAUAUUUUUCGUCAUUUUUGUACUAAUGGCGCAAUUCGUUCUCGUCAAUGUGGUCGUCGCGGUGUUGAUGAAACACCUGGAGGAGAGUCAUAAGCAGAUGGAAGACGAGUUGGACAUGGAAACGCAAUUGGAAAGAGAGCUGGCCGCCGAACGGGAGGAACUUCUUGAGGUCGAAGAGGAGGAGGAGGAGGAGGAGGAGGAGGAGGAGGAGCAGGCGGCGGCCGGUUCGCUCGAAAGACGCAACAUUGGGGAUGAUUUGGACGAGGACGAUGAGAGAGAAUUCGAGUCGAUAAUGGGAACUAGCGAGAAGAUUCUCGUUAGACCGGGUCUCGCGAAGGUUCGUUCCUUGCCGGCCAACUUCAUUUACAAUCCGCCAAAGGAAAAGAGUUUGGACGAUACUUCCGUUUCGGUGGCAAUCAACGUUAAAGAAAGAAGGCGUAGCUCGUGCUUCCGCUCGUAUCCAAGACCGUCCAAGUUCAAAUCGAAGCGCCGACAGACCUUCCACUCGAGCAACCAACGAAGGUCUUUGCUGCCGAUGCACUUCGAAGUCACCGAAGUCUUUGAGAAGCCCGUUUGCAAUUUGAGCGUCCCGCGAAUCAUUCCUCAUCGUAUCUACGCGAUGGAAAGUCAAGAAGCCAUACCUCCGGAGAGCCAGUAUCUUCGAGUGAUGAGCAACAACAAAGAGAACAAGUUGCUCCUUUGCGCGAGCAGACCAACGGCUAGUUCUUCGCCCGUCACGCCUAGCGGAUCUACCUCGACGCUUACCACCGGUGGCCUGAGAUAUCAGAACGAGCGUUACUUGUUGCCGACCGCCGAGAUCUAUCCGUCUAAGGCCUGUUUCGCCCGAAGGAUCUCGACGGACGUUCAAUCGCAAUCGGAGACGAGUACGAGCAUGGCCACGGGAAGCAGCACGAGGACGCCGAGUAUUGCGAGCGAGUACGCACCGAGUAUUCGCGCCAAGAGCGAAGGAACAGCUACGGAAAAUGCGAGAUCGUCGAAGGAGAAGGAAAAACAAAGAUCGACUCAAGCGGAGGAGGAGGAUCUCGACGUGCAAUCGGUGAUCAACGAAAGAAGGCCGUCCAGGCUGAGGAGUGCUACCUCUUCCGGUACGUCGACGACUGGGACGAGCGAUCAGUGCGCUCAAAUCGUGCGCGUCGAGAGUUUCGCCCACAUUUACGCGGCGGAGGAGCUACCGGACGAGCCGCCGGACGAAAGUUCGGCCUUUGAAAAUGUCAGCGAGACCGACACGAGCGGGAGCAUCAACGGGAGUGGAACUGUGAGUGGUAGCGACGGUAGUCGUAGCAUUAGCGGCCUUGUUCAGGUCGUCGAGUGUACCACAUGUCCUGCGAUCAGCACGGACGUUAGAAUAUAUGUCGACGACACGGACUCGAUCAGCAGCAGCGGACACUUUGGACGAACUUUUGCCGACGACGACGACGACGACGACGACGACGAGACACCUGACAUUACUAUGUCGAUAUCGGUGCCGAUCGACGUCGUCGACGAAGAAGCGGAGGAAGAUAUCGUCGAAACAACGGAAGACGCGCCAUCCUUGCCCGGCCCUUCCGAUCCCUCUUAAUGAUUAACGUUGCUGCCGUGACAUCGUUGCUAUUCCACGACAAGAGGAACUAUGAAAAAUCGACGGCGUCGACGACGGGCUCUAAGAAAGACUGUAGUGCAUGACAAUAUAGUCGUUAUAUUCUAGUCACUUUGCCGCCGUGAACUUGCCAAAGAGAAAAGGAGGAUGCAGACGGGCGGAUGGGGGAGAGGAGCGAAAGAAACAAAUGCGUCAAAAAACUCUUGCGAGUUUUAGAGAAUUCGUCGUUCCAAUGGUGAUAAGUAGAGAUAAUAUAGUAGAAGGAAGAUAUAUGAGAGAGAGAGAGAGAGAAAAGAUGUUAUAUUUUCACGUCGAUCUCGAAACUCGAUUCGAGCAUCGAACUCGACUUACUGUUUGAGGCUAAGAACGACGGGGAUUAGAAGUCGCUAUUUUCGGGACUGCUCGAUCGACUUCUCGACGAAUUACUUUCUCUCACUUACAUUCGAUUCCUUGCUCGUAGUAAUCCAAGAAGAGAUAUUCUUUUAUCGAGAUCGCGAGUCGAUCAUUGUUUCUCUUAUCGGUCAUUGUUUAUUAUUACUUUUCUACGUAGACAAACCGGUUCCUCCGAAAAAGUUUGGCCUCCUCUCGGCAUUUUAUCCCAACACGAUGAUAUUCUCCUACCGUUUUUCUCUAAACCUUGAAUGAGAUACGUCAUGAUAAAUCGAACGAAAAGUCGAUCAGUCGGAUCAAUGGCAACUCUAUUUUCGUUCUAACGGUCUCGUUACAUUUCGUCAAGCAAAAUACAAAACAGGCGACAUAUACAACACGUAUAACGCACUGAAAACCUAUGACAAUCUCUUAUUGCCAGCGGUAUCGAAACUCGGUUCCCGCUAUGAAGCGUCAUGGAAGUCAUUCGUAGGAAUUGGUAGAGAAGAAGCACGACGUAUUAUAAAGUCGCGUCGAAAAAACAAAAAGCAAAAAAAAAAAAAAGAAAAAAAGAAAAAAGAAAAUAAUAAUUUAACAAUAAUUUAGCGAAUUUGUAGCUCUUAGGUAGAUUUAUCGAGUCUACGUGACAAAUUGCAAUUUAUCGGACCACACUUCCUCGCCUUUCCUUUAUUCUCGCGUUGAUCGCCACCAGGAGUUAUAGAAAGAAAGGAUUAGAUAUCGUUAACGCGCGUUUAAGACGAUCGCAUAAAUGUUCUUUGAAACGCGAGUGUAUCCUCCUAGGGAAAAUUUCUUUCUCCUUGUUAGCUUUCUACUCGGUGGAAAAUCCAGCGACGUUCGCUCGAUAAACCAAUCGAUCUAGUUCAAUGCGUUUAGAUAAAAAGUUCAUUCGAGUAUAUGUACAUACGUUCAUAAGUACCUUAGAUAAAUAGCGUGUCUCCUGGGGCGAUCACGAGUCAAAUCGUUCGAUCCUCCUCGUUUCGUUCUCUUCGUUUUUCUUUUUCUAUCUUAGGACGUUCUUCUCGUUAACAUCUGUGAUAUACUUUAAUCGUAGUGUAUUUCCUAUAACGACAGCAGCAAACAUCGGCAAGCGAGCGGGUAAAACGUUAAAAGAUGGCACAGAGGAGGGAAAAUUAGGAGAAAGAGAGAGAGAGAGAGAGAGAGACGCUACGUAGACAAGAGAGCGAGAGAUAAUAGCUGAAUUUUCCGAUGAAAUGAAAAAGAUUAGAAAACGGAGAUGAAAGAUCCGAUCGAGGAAGAACAAAAUGAAAAAAGGAAUAGAAAUUCAACUGUACAUACAUACAUUUAUGAAUACUCUAUACUCUACAUUUGGUGCGAUUUAUUUUGAUACUACCACCGCGUGCGGUAUUAUUUAAACGAUCGUCGGAGUAUAAGUCCAAAGAAAAAAAAAAAAAAAAGAAAAAAAACAAAAAGAAGUAAAAACGGGUGGAUAAACGAGCAAAGCAAAUGUUUAAAGAAAAAAAAAAGAAUAAUAAAUUCCAUGCCUUUUCGAACGUCGACGAGCCUUAGUACGGCGGUGGUGUUCGCGCUCUAUAAAUAUAAUAAAAUCAAAAGUAAUCCCGGCACAUAAAAACUACUGCUGGCGAUCAUCGAAAAAUCUAACGAUCAACGUUCGUAUAUAUUAUAUUCCGAUUAAUCGAUAAUACAGUUUCUAAAAAAUUUGAAAAAUCAAUCGAUGCCAGCUUUAGAUUUGAUUGGCCGGGAGAGAGAGCUGAACGAUGUAAGGAGAGAUAUAGAGGGAGUCACCCCUCGUACGACCGGCGAAGACGUUUGUUGCUAAAAUACACACACGUACACGCAAACAUAAACUGAAACAAUAGAGAGAAACAAGAAGAGCAAAGUGAAGAUAAUGUAGUAAAAGUUGAAAGCGCCGUGCGCCGUAAUCGCUAUGGAAAAAUAGUCCGAGUAUCCAUGUACGUUUCUUAGACCAAAGUUGCGUAGUGCUCCGUUGGCUAUCGAAUAAUAUAGUCCAAGUUUUACCCUGUUCAAAAUGUCUGGUGGGUACGCUAACCGACGCGAGCCGCUCUAGUCGUUUUUCAAACGGUACGCUAUAGCCACGACGAAGUCAAUUAGCGCGUAUUUUCUAUGUACAAAAGACAAAUUAUAGAUGAAAUAGAAAGAGAAGAGAGAUCGAGAGAUGAUAGGGUUAAAGAGGAGGAGGAGGAGGAGGAGGAGGAGGAGGAGGAGGAAGAAGAAGAAGAAGAAGAAGGGAACAUCGAUAGAAAUAUGAUCAAAUAACAAAUAAGUACACGCAUUCGCAGCCGAGGUAUGCUCUCGGUAGAUUUCUAAUAGGAAAGGGUGGCAAAAAAGAAAAAAAACAAAAGUGAAAGAAAAAUUAAAGAAGGAGAAAAUGUCUAUUAUUAAUCAUGACGGGAGCUUUUCUGAAACGUUUUAACGAGAAUUAAAUUUAAGACUCUCGCGUGUAUCGAUGUUCAUUAGACGAUUUGAACAGAGUAUGUAUUUAGAUACUUAUAUACUCGUGUAUAUCGAAAUGCAGACGAUGGUACGAACGCGCAAAGCGUUCCUUUUUGCUUCUUGUUUUCCCUUUUUCUUCUUCAUCGUUGACCGUGGGAAAGAAUCGAGUGUCCUUCAACGAUUCGCGAUCACUCCACUUAGAUCUAUAUCUCUAGAAUGUCAUUAAAAGAAUGAUUGCGUCAUCGCGUCGGAUUGAUUCAUCCGUUUAUAGAUGACACAAGACUCCGAUCGACGCGAAGAAGAAAUCGCGAUGGUCGAGGGACGUAGAGAGAAUUCUUUGCUUCUCGAGCAAUCUUUCAUUUUUCCUUUUUCUAAGAGAAAUUUUUGACGAGAAGAAAACUAAAACAAAGAUUAGUCCGAUCGUGUUAGAGUUGCGUCUAUUAAAAUAUUCAUCUUCACUCGAGAGAAUCCCACAUUUCCUUCUCGCAAUACUCGACAAAGACAAUCGACGUUUCUCGAUUUGGAGGCUCGCGUUCGGUGCUCUCCCUCGAGAACGUAAAAUAGUUAAAGGAAGAAAAAAGAAAAAAAAAGAUAAAAAAAAAAAAAAAGAAAAAAAAAAAGAAAAAAAUAGAAAAAAAAAGGAAAAAGGUUCGUACCACCGUUGCGUCAUCAUCGUUUCUCCGGCACCACGACCGAGUCUCGAUAGCUCGAUAGCGUUAUUAGGCGACUGACCUCCGAAUUAUAGUUAUUCUAGUCGCACUGUGGAUUAAACGAAAAAAAAUCGACAUUCAAUCGGACGGACGGAAAGGGGGAAUCGUAAAUGUUUUAUCGUUAAAAAAGGAAAACAAAUAAAAGAAACAAAAAAAAAAUGAAAAAAGAAAAAAAAAGGAAAGAAGAAACAUAGACAAAGAGAAGAAAGAGAAACGUAACGAUGUAAAACUUCUUCGCCACGUGCCUCUCGAGUCUGUUCUUCGCCCGUAGAGAAGGCAGUGCGUAAUCGUCGAACUAUUAAAGUGUCUAAGCAAGCAAGAUUAAGUAAAUAAAAAAAUAAAAAGAUAAAAAAAAUAAAAAAAUAAAAAAAAUGAAGAAGAAGAAAGAAAAGUCACCGGUCGUCGUAGAGCCGGGAGAUAUGUCGUGCUAUUUUAAUUACAGUACAGGUUAAAACAAAAUGAAAAAAAAGAGAAAAAAAAAAUUGCGUGUAGUCCUGUAGGGCUGCCAAUAAAGAAGCGUCCUUUCUUGUCUGCCUGAUUCAAUAAUAAUAUACGUAUCUAUGUAUGUGGAUAAAUCCUCUAGAUGUACAUACAUAAAUGCGUAUAUCAAAGUUAUAAAUGCCUGAAUGCCUGUGCACGCGUGUAUGCGAUAUUUGUGAGCGUUCGCCGUAGGAGGAGAAGGAAGAUUCGGCGCGCUUCUUUGGCCUUGGCCUGAAUUUCAGAAAAGUAAGGAGAAAGAGAGAGAGAGAGAGAGAGAGAGAGAGAGAGAGAGAGAGAGAGAGAGUCUUUGAGCGCGAGUGAGUACGUAUCUGUGUGCGUGAGAGAAAUACGUGGUAUCGAGAGGGUGCGUUAGUUGCGUAGAAGGAAACUAAAUAUGUACAAAUGUAAUAAAUUAAACGACGAUUACGUUGAAUCAA